Messenger RNA from Nomascus leucogenys (northern white-cheeked gibbon), 1016 nucleotides. It is a transcript of the gene SPP2, whose product is annotated as secreted phosphoprotein 2. Lineage: Eukaryota; Metazoa; Chordata; Mammalia; Primates; Hylobatidae. The record is from RefSeq and is a predicted model, not a curated record. Gene Ontology annotation, biological process: bone remodeling. Gene Ontology annotation, cellular component: extracellular region.
AGUGUUUGAUAAAGACAGCUCCUCUUAGGAAGAAUUGUCAUCCCCAAACACAUAGAGAGACACUCUCUCUCGAUUACAAUCGUGAUUUCCAGAAUGGAGAAGAUGACGAUGAUGAUGAAGAUAUUGAUUAUGUUUGCUCUUGGAAUGAACUACUGGUCUUGCUCAGGUUUCCCAGUGUACGACUACAAUCCAUCCUCCUUAAGGGAUGCCCUCAGUUCCUCUGUGGCAAAAGUGAAUUCCCAGUCACUGAGUCCGUAUCUGUUUCGGGCAUUCAGAAGCUCAUUAAAAAGAGUUGAGGUCCUAGAUGAGAGCAACUUGGUCAUGAAUUUAGAGUUCAGCAUCCGGGAGACUACAUGCAGGAAGGAUUCUGGAGAAGAUCCUGCUACAUGUGCCUUCCAGAGGGACUACUAUGUGCCCACAGCUGUUUGCAGAAGCACCGUGAAGGUAUCUGCCCAGCAGGUGCAGGGCGUGCAUGCUCGCUGCAGCUGGUCCUCCUCCACAUCCGAGUCUUACAGCAGCGAAGAGAUGAUUUUUGGGGACAUGUUGGGAUCUCAUAAAUGGAGAAACAAUUAUCUAUUUGGUCUCAUUCCAGAUGAGUCCAUAAGUGAACAAUUUUAUGAUCGGUCACUUGAGAUCAUGAGAAGGGUAUUGCCUCCUGGAAACAGAAGGUACCCAAACCACUGGCACAGAGCAAGAAUAAAUACUGACUUUGAGUAACAGCCUUGAGGUGUCUCUCGCCCUUUUGAUUUGUUCAACGAGCUGCUGCUUCGCAUAGCUGCUCUAGUAUCUGGUAUCAUCGGAUCUGGUUUUGAAUAAUGCCAGGAGUCCUGGGUCCCUGGCCUCCAAAGCUGGAAUGUGAACGCAUGCCACGGUGGUCUGACCCUCACGCUGCUUUUCUCUUAACAGCAAAAUGCAAUGGAAGGAAGAGAAGUUCCAACAAAGAAUGAUUUUGUGAAUUCUGUGAUUUUUCUUCUGAUCAGUUUCAGUCUGGAAUAAAUGCCUUAUUUUUCCCGUAA